AUACAAUAUCUGUUUGAAAGAUCGAAGGAUGUAGUCUGUCUUCUAUCAUUUUCCCCAUUUAUGCAGUUAAGGCAUAAUGUAUAAACAAAAUAGAAGUUGGAUGUAUGAUAAAGAUGCGGUAUUGUACGGAAUGCAAUCAAAUUUUCUCGAGGGAGUUGGGGAAUUUAUUGAAUUUGCACUUGAACAUCCGGCUUAUAUGAGUGGUGAUAAAAUAACAUGUCCAUGUUCAAAGUGUAAAAAUCUCAAAUUUAAAGACCCACACGAAGUUGGGUAUGAUUUGUACGCGGUCGGUUUUGUUCCCAAUUAUUAUAAUUAGACUUCUCACGGCGAACCUUUGGAUCCAUCUGUUAUACCACAAACGGUAGGUUCGUCUCGUUACGUCCCUCCAGAGAUGAGUGCGUGGGGAGACCGUGCUGAAAUGAGGUGGGACCAACAAAUGGUAUAUGACGCAUACGGUGUACCGAUGUCUCAGUUCAACCCCCCACAACCACCUAACGACCCCCCUGAAGCCUCAACCUCGUAUCAACCAGAUGCGGAUGAAAAUCCGACAUUUUAUCAACCUUAUGUGGAUGAAGGUUUGGCUGAGAGAUUUCAGGAUGUUCUAAAAGCUGCCGACCAACCUCUGUAUGCUGAUUGUGAGGGAUACUCUCAGCUAUCCGCCGUUACUGAAUUCAUGAACAUAAAAGCCGAAUACAGUCUCCCUGAAACUUGCAUGAAUAGAGUCUUGCAGUCAGUAGGAGGGAUGCUACCGCGAGAUCAUACCCUUCCGGAUUCAUAUUACCACAUGAAGCAGUUAAUGUCUAAGUUGGGGCUACCUUGUGUUGAAAUUGAUGCGU
Messenger RNA from Cuscuta epithymum, 836 nucleotides. Lineage: Eukaryota; Viridiplantae; Streptophyta; Magnoliopsida; Solanales; Convolvulaceae. The record is from the annotation of a GenBank genome assembly.